Molecule: messenger RNA, 3111 nt
Organism: Patiria miniata (bat star)
Lineage: Eukaryota; Metazoa; Echinodermata; Asteroidea; Valvatida; Asterinidae
Product: metal cation symporter ZIP14-like
Exons: 11
Coding region: 207-2411 (734 amino acids)
Biological process (GO): zinc ion import across plasma membrane; intracellular zinc ion homeostasis
Cellular component (GO): membrane
Molecular function (GO): zinc ion transmembrane transporter activity
Source: RefSeq, a predicted model, not a curated record
UACGUGUUUUUAUUGGGGCAAGUUUCCUGCUACGCACAGUACGUGCGCGGAAUCUGAAUGAGAAUACAUAAUACAGAUAUUAUGCUUAUUAACAAACACUGCCAUUGGUUGUGCAGUGACGCAGAGAGGAAGGUUUUAUUAUUCAUAAUCCCUGUAGUUUUCAUGCCGUGUGCAACAGCCCCAUACAUAGACUUGUGCGUCGUAGUAUGUGCACAUUAGCAAAAAUGGCCUCUAUCCGCGUACUCGAUUUUCGUGCCGUGUGCACCGUUUACUUGCUUGUAGUGUUCGGGAUUUUCGGCCGACUCCACGUGCUCGGAGUCGGUGAAGAUUCCGCCGAUGGAACCCACGACGAACACGGUCAUUCGGAAUCCGUCUUCGGAGACCCUUUUGAGGAGAUUUUGGGCCGGUUGAAGGAGGUUUCUCUGGGUGUGGACAGGAACAUUACGCGCGAUGAGACGAGCGCCAUUAUUCAGUCAUUGUUUGAGGAACGGAUGCAGUGUAGCGUCAGUUUCAACCGGACAAAUUGCCAGAAGUGCCUUGACGCCGACGACUUAUUUUCUAUUCUCGGCGUGCAAACCAGCGAUGGCCUCGACGAGGAGAACUUCAACCGCGCAUGCGUCGUGCUCCUGUACUACGUGAACGACCUGGAGGCGACAUGUGCAAAUGCGACGCUGUCUGCGCAGGUGUACGACUAUUUCGCGCGGGAAAUUCAAACGAGAUUGGACAGCACGCCUCGUCUGUCGGAGGAAGAACUGGAAGCUGUUUUAGGUGCGGUGGCAGGGAGCUACAAGGCCAACAACUUUGCCAAGUGUUUCACGGUAGAAACCGUAUUCGAGGCAGCCGUAUCCGAUCACGAAGCUGGAGCGGACGACCACGAGCUCGAAGAAGUGGCCGCCAUUUUGAUUUCCAGCCUCGUCCGCGGAUUCUGCAUCGGCAACGCUACCGCCGUGGACCCAGAGGCUUUCCUGGAGGACAUAUUCGAUCACUACGCCGCGGGUAGUUACAUGAGUGAAGAGGAAUUUCAAGUGAUUUUAGACAAAUUGUCAGCCGGAAGCCAAGAGGACACCCAUGACAACCAUGACCACGCACGCAGGCGCAGAGGAGCUGACUCCAACGUUCUGGCGGGAAAAACUGAACAACGACGACGCAGACGAAAUGUAGAAACCGUCACCGACAGCGGCCAUGACCACGACCACGACCACGCCCACGAAGGGGAAAUGAAUUUGGAUAUACAUUCGUGUUUCUCCGUUGAUGAGCUUUUUGAGAUCUUCGAUGUCAAUCACAGUGUGGGCGUGACACGUCAGCAAUUCAAGGAGCUAAGCCCCGCCCUCAUUCAGCAGAAGAUCGGCGAUGCGUGCGCCGAACCAGAGAAUGUGCCGUCAAGACCCACCGCUGCUGAAGUUUGGGGAUAUGGCGUACUAGCCGUGUUCAUCAUCAGCCUUUGUGCCGUAGCCGGCGUGGCUUUCCUUCCAUGUCUUAACACGGCCCUCUACUUGAAGGUCUUACAAACCAUGAUGGCUCUGGCUGUGGCUACCUUGAUAGGCGAUGCGGUGAUCCAUCUCAUCCCACAGGCUGUGGGGCUCCAUGCUCACGACGCAACAUCGUCUGCUGACGCGCACGUGGCAGGGUCAGCUGAGUUGGCCUACAUCUGGAAGUGCCUGGUAGUCGUGGGUGCUAUCUACAUCUUCUUCCUGUUCGAGUCUCUCAUGCAGAUAUUUGGUGGAGGACACUCGCACUCCGUGGAGCCUGAUGAUGAUCCCACCAAGAGAAAGAGAGCUUCCAGUAUGAAACUCAAGGAAGCUGUGGACGGCUCCUUCAUGAAUCGUUCAUCAUCCACCACACAGCUUGAGAUGUCUAACGGUAACUUGACAGACGCAGAGGCUAACGACAGUCAUGGGCAUGAGCACGGACAGAAGCAGAAAGUCUGCUUUGGAAUGGGAACCCUACCGUUUAUGAUUCUCAUUGGAGACGGUCUGCAUAAUCUGGGUGAUGGUCUGGCGAUUGGUGCUGCCUUUGCUACCAGUUUGGGCGCCGGACUCUCUACAAGCAUCGCCGUCCUGUGUCACGAAUUGCCCCACGAACUUGGUGACUUCGCUGUCCUUCUGAAUGCUGGGCUGAGUUUUCGCAAAGCCCUCUGCUUCAACUUCCUAUCUGCAUGUAUGGCAUUCGUUGGCCUAUGUAUCGGCAUCCCGUUGGCUGCCAAUGAGGAAGCACGAGAGUGGAUAUUUGCUGUUGCUGCCGGGAUGUUCUUGUAUGUUGCUCUGGUGGAUAUGCUUCCUGAACUCAUUCACCACGAGAACAAAAACAAAGCGGCCAUCUUUCUGCUACACAAUGUAGGCUUCUUGGCUGGUGCCGCAAUCAUCCUUCUCAUUGCCUUGUAUGAAGACAGCAUCAAUAUCAUUAUAAACUAGCAACAAGAGGUUCGCUGGUACCCGGCAUGCUGCCGAUCGUAAAUAUUGCUUGGUCACAUUAUCUUUUAAAGGAAAGGAUGUUUUUGCAGUACUUGUCGGGUAUAUUUGUAUUCGAAUUUUAACUUUUACCCAGUUAUGAUAGUUUUAGUUUCAUUUCAUUUAAAAAUAGAUGACGAAUUGUGUAAGUGAUGGGGUUGGUAAUGCAUUUUAUGUUUGUUUUAAUACCAUUCUUAAUUUUAGUCUUCGUUUCUCUUUUAUUUCCCAUUUAUUUUUUUUCUCUCAAAAUGUGUAAGUUGGACAUGGACACUUUCCGUUAAUAUUGGCAUAAGGUAUUCGUAUAUUUUGCUAUAUAGGCUACAUUUAUGUAUUUGAGCCCUUUCAUGCAAAAUGCAUUGCAAUAUAGGUCAACAAGCUGGUAUAAUUAUAGGACUGCUUUAGUAAACGGCUAAAAAUGAAGUAGCAUUACUGAGGUAUAAUUAGCGAGGAAAGUAUUUAUCUAGAAUAUUUCUUUGAACGUAGAACCUUUGACGUAUGACGUCCGCUCAAAAAAAGCUUUAACAUUAUAAACAUUUAUUUUCAAAUAUCGGUGAUAUAUAGCUUUUUAUGUCGUUAGAAAUUAACGCGUUAAGCAUAUAUUUUUUCCCUUACUCGUUUGGUUGUGUGAAUGGACAUUUUCGUGCUUUUCACAUUUCCGUUUUUU